This is a messenger RNA of Dermochelys coriacea (leatherback sea turtle), 564 nucleotides long. RefSeq names its product kinesin-like protein KIF21B. Gene Ontology annotation, molecular function: protein binding. The record is from RefSeq and is a predicted model, not a curated record. The coding region runs from base 1 to 306 and encodes 101 amino acids. The transcript is spliced from 3 exons. Lineage: Eukaryota; Metazoa; Chordata; Testudines; Dermochelyidae.
AUGUAUUUCAUCAGCUCUUCGGGUCAGGUGAUCUCCGGGGACGUCUGCGCCGGGACCACGACCUGCACCAUCGCCAGCGUGCAGGGCAAGCACCAGAUCAACCAGAUCGCGCUCAACCCCGCCAGCACCGUGCUCUAUGCCACCGCCGGGAACUCCGUACGCAUCUGGGAGCUCAACAGGUUGCAGCCUAUCGGGAAGCUGACCGGCCACAUCGGGCCUGUGAUGUGUCUGACUGUGAACCAGACCGCGAGCAACCACGACCUGGUCGUCACCAGCUCCAAGGAUCACUAUGUCAAGGUACCCUAGGACCCUCCCUCCCUCCCGCUCACGGGCAGCACAAGGGGCCUUUGAGCCCCGGGCCCACUGGUCGCGCCAGCCCUCCCCAGCCCCGUGCAUAGCCGCUCUCCUGUAGGUGCCAGAUACAGGGGCUCGCUGCCCACCAAAGGCCUGGCGAAGAGGGGACGCGCUGGGUGGGGUUGUCCAGAGCACCCGGCGUCAGCCUAACUCUGCUCCCACGGUGGGUGGGAGGGAGCCGUUCUGUUGACUUCAGCAGGAGCAGAAGGA